UAAAACUGCUGUUUCUAGACAUGAGAUUCAUCCUGUGUAGGUGUACGAUGAGCGACGUGACAACACAGGAAGUGCAUGCGGUAGUUAAAAGGCUUCACUUGACGUGUAGGAACCACUAUCGCAACAAUCCCACAAAGGAACCCAAAGACAAGAAGAAGAUGCACAAAUUGUGGAUUUAUGUUGUGAUAUUUUUAUUGUCUGAGGAAUGGUUUCUAACUCAAGGAACUACUGAAACUCCAACUACCUCAAAUAUCAUUGUGAACACAACAACUUCACCUGUAAAACGUUAUGUUAACAGAAAGGAAGUCUUCAAUCUUGGGAGCGAUUCAAGACUCAUCUGCAGCAACACGACUCAGACUAAGGCGAUAUUUAUUAUAUGGGAAAUUGAACUGAAACACAAAGCCUGCAAGAUCUCCUUUAGCCAUGAGGGUCAUGACGGUGACCCCUGCAAUGAUGGCAAAUCGAUACAAAACUCAACGGGUCUGUUAUUCCUGCACAUCCCAAACUUUUCAGUCAAUGAUGUUGGAACUUACAGGUGUGAAGCAGCUUACACAGGAGGAAAUGAAAAUUAUAAUAUUUCAGUGGGUGUCAUAGCUCCUCCUGCUGUAUCUGCCUGGUUAGAGCGAAGGGGAAACAAGUUGGUGGCCGUGUGCAGAGCUGAAAGAGGGAUUCCUGCUGCCAGCAUCAGCUGGAGUCUCACAGGAAAUUACUCCAUGAAACAGCAGAAUGACCCAGAUGGAGUUGUAACAGUAGAGAGUCAGCUGGAGGUCCCUGAAGACAUUGACCCAGAAAACCUGACCUGCAUUGUCCGCCACCAGUUUUGGGCGCGGGAGAAAACUUUCACACCCAGAUUCGGAGGUCAGAGUGUCAAUGCUGUGGAUACGUGUUGCUGUGGUUUUCAUUGUAAUCAUUUUAGGAUUACUGAUUUUUGUUUUAAGAAAACGGAGAUGUCAGCAGUGAUUCUAAAUCAAUUCAUCACCAGGAACCAUGUCAUGGCAGCCAUUUUUUUUGUGCCAGAAGGUGUUAAUAACUGUGUAAAUUUGUUGCUCAGAAGGAGCAAACAGAGUUCGCUGCAUUGUUUUGAUUUACGUUGGAUAAUAUUGGAUAUGAAGAGGAUUUGUGGAACAGAAAACACAAUCAGUGGAGCGCGAUGGAUGUUCAUGGUGACAGAAUUAGCCAACCUGGUGGCCGUGUGCCUGGUGUGAAAGACUAAUGCUGGCAUGAGAACCUGUAUCAAAAACACAGGUUCUCAUUCAUAGCAGUCGUGUCACACUAAACCUGCCCAUCAAGCAAAUCUUUGACUUAAGUACAGGCUCAGCUUCUUCACCUGUUUUCUUCAUUAAUUCUUAAAAAUGAUUUAUUUGAUGGAUAACCUCCUGCUCUUCUUUGUGUCAAUGACAGCCAUUGCACUUCAGAUGCAUGUUAUUAAAUCUUUGCUGUGUCAAUAUCUGUGAUGAUAUUUUCUGUUUACAUUCCAGUGCAACAUAUUUAGUUUCUUUCGUAGCCUCAUUAGUGAAUUGGUAUAUUAAGCAAUGACUAAAAUGUGUCACACAAACAAUGAAUAACCCUCAUUAUCAGUUUGGUAAUGAUACUUCAUCUGUAGUUUAUAAGUUUUUAGCCUUGAAACAGUCAGUAAUUAAAUAAAUAGUUUCUCUUCCUGUUCCAGCCAGGAAGAUCCAUCAGACACAAAUUUAUAUAAGCUUUUGUUUGUUUGUUUUGUUUAUUUGCUAGUAGAAGGUCUACGUGUAGGUUUAGACCUUCUACUAAAAGUUAAUUUUUAGCUUUUAUAUUAUGUUAAAGCAUCUAAUCAGAGCAUAGAGAUGUUCAGUUUGUUUUUUCAAUCAUUUUUAAGCUAAUUUCUCUCUGGCAAUUUCAUUAUUCUGUGAU
This is a messenger RNA of Poeciliopsis prolifica (blackstripe livebearer), 1887 nucleotides long. Its product is annotated as cell surface glycoprotein CD200 receptor 2-like. The transcript is spliced from 6 exons. Gene Ontology annotation, molecular function: signaling receptor activity. Gene Ontology annotation, biological process: regulation of neuroinflammatory response. Lineage: Eukaryota; Metazoa; Chordata; Actinopteri; Cyprinodontiformes; Poeciliidae. The coding region runs from base 21 to 1205 and encodes 394 amino acids. The record is from RefSeq and is a predicted model, not a curated record.